This is a messenger RNA of Oncorhynchus mykiss (rainbow trout), 1147 nucleotides long. RefSeq lists its product as uncharacterized. The record is from RefSeq and is a predicted model, not a curated record. Lineage: Eukaryota; Metazoa; Chordata; Actinopteri; Salmoniformes; Salmonidae.
CCAGAUAUGUCUCUCAGAUACUUUGACUGCCUUGCCUUCGGGUUAUUUUCUCUACGCAGCGGUUGCAGCAGGAACCGUUGAAGAGUCACGAGGUUUGGAUUACAGUGAGAGGGCGCAGACCCGCUGAGGUUAGGAGCGGAUGGUAUAAAACAGGGGGCUGACGGGGGCUGGGCCUCAGUCCCUGGACCUGCACCAUCAUGGAAGCUGCUCUUUGGGUGUGCCUCAGUCUGCUCUGUCUGCAGGGCAGCUUUCUCCAGCUCACACGUGGUGCAGACUGCACUGGGACAUCACCGGUGGAAGACUGUGUUAAUGGGCAGACCACCGGAGGAAAGAAGGAUGGGCUUCUGCGGCUGAUUCCAUCUGCUCCAAGAGAGACCCAUACCCAGAAAAAGCCACAGAGAGGACGACUUGAGGCACAAUCUGUACUUGGUAGGUGGAAGGAUGACAACAUACUGUCGGCCGUGCCGUUGGACAGACAGGAGAGAGAGUUGGGGAAGCACUCCAGCCUUCCUGGGUCCUUCUCAACUAAGGGCUUCCCCAACACACUCAUCCAAGUUGAGACAGAGCGGGCCAGGAGACACUUGGGCCAGUCUGGGACCAAGAAGAAGAACAAGCCUAAAUCCAGAGUGGGAUCUUUUUCUCUGCUCAGCAACAACCCCAGCGCCACCAUACAGGUAACCAGAGUACGGAGGCAGCUGCAGAAGGAGAAGAAGAAAGGGAAGCCAAGAGGACGAACAGGAGUGUACUCCGCUAUGGACGUCCCAGACAAACCUGAACCCUUGGGACAAAGGCCCAAGAGGAGCCCACAGAAGAAGAAACAGACCAAGAGAAUUGUUUGUUCAUAAACAUUUCAUUAAACGAAACAAGGGACUUUGCGGAAGUGCUACUGCUUCAAUAGUUCAUAAACUGUAUUUUAUAUCUUCUUCUCUUUGUAAACAUAUUGGUUUUGUCAUUUUUUCAAUUUAACAAUAAUGUAAUAUAUAUAAUGGAAACACAUCCCUGAGGACAAGUAUACUUACAAUACUUUUGAGAACUCCUUUAAUAUUCUCUUUUAUUAUAGCUAUUUGUUGUCGUUGUCGUUGGUCGAUGGUGAUUAUUUGGCAACUGUGCAUAUUAUCAGGUUUAAAUAAAGUAAACUUGUAUUGUA